GCCUCGCUGUCACAGGACUACCGCCUCUCCAGGGAAGAAACAUUUUUUUGGGGGCUGGCUACGGUCUCUACGUUGCAGCGUCGGGACACUGACGAUUUAACAUCGGGCACAGCAUCAACACGGGCUCUUCUUGUAUGGUUAGAUGCCAGUCACUGCUAAACAGUAACCAUGGCCCUCCUGUCCUAAGCUAAGACUCCAGUGGAUGUUUUGAGGAAAAAGAAGAUGGAGGAUCUUUGCUCAGAGCACGUAGCUGACCUUCCUCAGAAUGGGGGAAGUAGUGGAGGAGGAAGAGGUGGUGGUGGAGAGGGGGUCAGAAAAGUAGAGAACACUGUCACCCAGCUGAUUACAAGUGAGGCCUCAAGCAUCAGUUCUCCUGGCCAGGCUAAUCAGAAACCAACCCUUUCACAUAUGGUAACUAUCCCAGCGUCCCCCACCAUGGUCAGUCCCAGCGCCGAGGCUCCAGAAGGGGUGGCUCUCAAGGUGGCUGCCACCGUGCUUCAGCCUCUCUGUCUGGGGGACAGUCCUGUGAUGCUGCCCAUCCACCCCCUCCAACAGAUGGCUGGAGGAACCGCUCCCCAGGGGAUCCCUCCGUACCUCCUGACCCACCAGGGGCCUCUCUCCCUGGGCUCCCUCUCCCAAGGCUCUGGCCUCUCCCUGCCUCUGGUCCUGGAGCAGCAUGUGUUCCAGCAUCUGAACACCAUGGGAGCGAUGCUCCAGCAGACUCCCCCCUGCCCCUCCCUGUCUUUCCUCCAGAACAAUCUGCUGUGUCACACCCAGCCUCAGACCUCUUCCAUGGCUUCAUUGGCCUUCUGCCAGCCUCCAGCCCUGGAUCAGAAACUACCUGGACCUCCAGCCCAGGACCCAGGUAUUUAUGCCAUCCUCCAGAACCCAGCAUUCGCUGCCCUCAUACAGGACCUGUUUUCUGCUCAGACCAACCCCAUCUCCUCUUCCUGUCACCCAGCGGGAUCAACCACAACUGACCCGUUUGCUUCAGCCUCGUUCCCCCCAUCCCAACCUCAACCUCCACCCCUCUCCUACCCCUACAGCUCCCCGCUAGCCCCCCUGGUACCCCCUGCCACCCUCCUGGUCCCCUACCCUGUCAUUGUUCCUCUCCCUGUGCCUCUACCCUUCCCUCUCCCUCUCCCUAUCCCCGUCCCACAGAGCCAGGAGUCAAAAGGAUUCUCUGACCCCUCUAAACCAGCCUGUAUGGUGACUAAAAGCACACAGACUAACUAUGAGGAGAUCGUCAGUCCUCCACCACACGGUAACAUGAUGACUCUUUACCCUCCAUCGUCCAUGGCCUCUCUGUCCUCUGUUGCCAUGGUCCCCGAGGGGGAGGUGCUAGACCUAUCAGUGAAAGCCCCUCCCAUAAUCCAACCAAAGCAGGAAAUGUCAUUUCAACAACACGAUGACACUAUCCUCGACCUGUCUGUAGCUAGUAAACAGAAGAGAAAAGAGCGUCCUUCAUCGCGGGACUGGCACACUUCUUCCGAGAGCACUACUACAGCUUGGCUCCCUUCACCCGAGGGCACUACAUCUGUUUCUCUGGAGGUCUUAAAGCCUACGGAGUGCACUCAGAAGCUCCACCACCACCCUAACCUGUUGAACGGCGUAACCCAUGUAGAAUUCAGUAGACGGCGUCAGUGGGCGGUGGUGGAUGGAGGCGGGAGCGGUAACAGACCCAGCAGCGAGCCCAAGAGCAGCAGCGGCAGCUCCAACUUUGAGAUCUUUCACACCUCUCAAACAGCCAAAGUCAUCGUGGCGGUCAAAGACGCGAUCCCCACCACCGCCAUCUUCUGUGGGAAGAUCAAGUCUCUCUCAGGGCUGUCCAGUAAGAGCCUGUCUAUUAAACAACACGACUCCUCCGGCCACACGGGGGCGCUGUUACAUCAGUGCUACGGUGCUCUGCCUCUACCCAGAGGACACCAUGUGGUGGAGCAGAAGGACCCUAACCUCCCCAGGAACAGACAGGCCAUCAAACUGAAGAAGGUCAGCUCACAGGAGAUCCACAUCCUCCCCAUCAAGAAGCAACGUCUGGCUGCCUUCUGCCCCAGGAAGUAGAGAGAAGUUAGCCUGGUCCCAGAUCUGUUAGUAGAGAGGAGUUAGCCUGGUCCCAGAUCUGUUAGUAGAGAGGAGAUCUGUUUGUACUGUCUUGCAGAUCUGGGACCAGGCCGGAGCGUGAAGUGUCAUUGUAGAAGUGGGAUCGAAUCCCGGAUCAGACAGACAGGGCUGUCUCUGUUACAUAAAGGAGAUGGUGAUGAGGUGAACUAUUCUUGACUAAGACCUGAAGACUUGCUUUAGCUCCCCGAGCUUAGCUAAUGCCUAGGCUUUAGCUCAACAGGCUAACCCAGUCUUGUGGGACAUAAGAGACCCGAGGUUCCAGUCGAUUACAUGCCUCUUUACUGCUAGCUCUUGUGCUUGACAGAAGUUACAACGCGUUCUUCUGAGACAUUGGGCCAAGUGCUGUGACUACGGCAGACGAUUGGGGAUAAUCUUCCUGGCAUGGACAAUAUCUCUUCCAUGUGUUGAGAGACAGGGGACGACUUUGUUGCUGUAGUGUUGUGACUGUAUUUGUAGUUGUCUGACAUUUUUACCUUACAAAACAUUCAUGUUUAAUUCAUCAAUAUAAACUGUUAAAGGAUGACUUUUUCCUUUUACAAAAUGCUGUCAAUUCACAGAUGAAAUGUGGCUGUCCAUCGUCUGCUACUUUCCAUGUGAAAAGGUACAUUUGUCGAUGCUUUGCUAGGCCUAUACAGUAUUUCAUAUCUGAUUGAGGAUCUGACACUUAGCCAGUCAUUUGAUGGUUCAUGUUUGUAUGUGAUUCAGUUGGAAAAAAAUGACCUGAGAAUAAAACAGUGUUCUUGUUGA
This is a messenger RNA of Salvelinus fontinalis (brook trout), 2868 nucleotides long. RefSeq names its product retinoic acid-induced protein 2. NCBI's taxonomy places the organism in Eukaryota, Metazoa, Chordata, Actinopteri, Salmoniformes, Salmonidae. The coding region runs from base 223 to 2061 and encodes 612 amino acids. The transcript has 3 exons. Gene Ontology annotation, cellular component: nucleus. The record is from RefSeq and is a predicted model, not a curated record. Gene Ontology annotation, biological process: animal organ development.